This is a messenger RNA of Manis pentadactyla (Chinese pangolin), 1833 nucleotides long. It is a transcript of the gene MFAP3, whose product is annotated as microfibril associated protein 3. Bases 296 to 1336 code for a protein of 346 amino acids. The transcript is spliced from 3 exons. The record is from RefSeq and is a predicted model, not a curated record. Lineage: Eukaryota; Metazoa; Chordata; Mammalia; Pholidota; Manidae.
CCACCGACGAGCCUCUUUGCUGCCCCGGAAGUACUUCCUCAGUGUGUGGCGCCUCCCCCCCGCCCCGACGGAGAAUACUUCUGGGUGAAGCCGCCGCUUAGGCCGGAAGGAGCUCGGCGCCGGUCCGGUUGGCCUCCACUAACAUCUUUUAAUCUUGAAGACUUCAAAAUACCUGGAUCUACCACUUUUUUGGAAAACUCAAAUACCAAGCAAUAAAUUAGCCACUGUGCUGUUGUUAUACUUUAGAAGCUCUUCAGUUCUCCAAAUCUAAACAAGAUUUUUCUUGCAUUUUCCCAUGAAGCCACAGUGUUGUUUAUUCACUUUAGUGGUGAGCGUUACUGUGCCGGUGGCUUUUGUUUGGGAAGAUGUAGACUUCAACCGAAUGGCCCCACUGGGAACAAAUCAUAGUUCUUUCAAUGCAUCAGUUCCUCCAGGCUUUGAACUCUCAGCAGGUUCUCACUCAGGUGAUGAUGUCAUCAUAGCUAAAGAGGGAACAAGUGUUUCGAUUGAGUGUCUCCUCACAGUCAACCACUAUGAAGAUGUCAAUUGGUACAACUCAAAAGGACAGCAACUGGAUGACAGAGGCAGAGGUGGAAAAUGGUUGGUUUCUGGUAACGUCCUGAAUAUCACCAGUGUAGCCUUUGAUGACCGUGGGCUCUAUACGUGUUUCGUCACCUCUCCAGUUCGUGCCUCCUAUUCUGUCACCCUGUGUGUUAUCUUCACCUCUGGAGACAUGAGUGUCUAUUACAUGAUUGUUUGCCUGAUUGCCUUUACAAUCACUCUCAUCUUGAAUGUCACACGGCUGUGCAUGAUGAGCAGCCAUCUUCGUAAGACUGAGAAGGCUAUCAACGAAUUCUUUAGAACUGAGGGGGCCGAGAAACUUCAGAAGGCCUUUGAGAUCGCAAAACGUAUCCCCAUCAUCACCUCAGCCAAGACUCUGGAGCUUGCCAAAGUCACACAAUUUAAGACGAUGGAGUUUGCUCGUUAUAUUGAAGAACUGGCAAGAAGUGUCCCUCUUCCACCCCUUAUUCUAAACUGUCGGGCCUUUGUGGAGGAGAUGUUUGAGGCUGUGCGCGUGGAUGACCCUGAUGAUAUGGGAGAAAGAAUUAAAGAGAGACCUGCCUUGAAUGCACAAGGUAGCAUCUAUGUCAUUAACCCAGAGAUGGGCCGGAGUAAUUCACCGGGAGAUUCGGAUGAUGGGUCUCUGAAUGAACAAGGCCAGGAGAUAGCAGUUCAGGUUUCUGUUCACCUUCAGUCAGAGACCAAAAGUAUUGAUACAGAUUCUCAAGACAGCAGCCAUUCAGCCCACCUGAUGAUACAGGACCUGCAGAACUGAACUCUCACUACAAAGAUGGAGCGUAUGAAAGCUGCCAGCUGUGAGCUAUCCCAGUACCUACAAACACAGCUCAAAAAAGAGAAGUGUUAUUUCCUGAAAUAACAUCUAUACCAAAAGAUGCCUGGGUUUUUUCCCCUUGUGAAUAUUAAGUACAUCAGAACAUGAAUUAUUGCCAAAAUCUAUGUAAAAAUUCAGCAUUUAUCCUAUCUGAUAUUUCUCUUGAGCCUAAUUAAAUGACACAUAUUAAGAUUUAAAGGAGCCUGAGAGAUAAACAACAGGGGAAGUACCACACUAAGAGUUCCCUGGCCUCUCUUCUGGCCAUGGUUCCUCCAUUGGUUAGGGCUGACACUUGGCUUGAAGCCUCAGUUUUACACGAAUAAGAUGAGGAAUUUGCAUCUGAUGAUAUCUAAAGUCAUUUCUAGCUCUAUAGCUUCUUGCCUGUCACCUUUAAACCACCAAAAUCUAAAGCACAUCUUCUAAAUAAACCCUUCCGUAGA